Stylonychia lemnae is the source of this 642-nucleotide messenger RNA. NCBI's taxonomy places the organism in Eukaryota, Ciliophora, Spirotrichea, Sporadotrichida, Oxytrichidae. The record is from the annotation of a GenBank genome assembly.
AUGAAUGCAACAUCCCUUCCGAAAGAUGAUCAGGCAUGGUUUAUUCAAUUUUAUGUGCCGUGGUGCUAAAAAUGUAAAGAAUUAAGACGUGAUUGGUAAAUGGUAUCAAACACCAGAGAAAUAGAUAUAAUUUAUGGCUCUGUGAAUUGUGUUGAGAGUAUUAAUGCAUGCAUGAGAUUUGAUGUAGAAGAUUAUCCUACCUUUAUAUAUAUUGCAAAGGAUACUGCCUAUGUGUACUAAGGGAAUGCAACCGCAGCUAGUUUGUCUCAAUUCACCUAAAAGAAAAAAUAUCUUAAAUCUUAAAAAAGCUUUUAGUUUGGUCGUGAAAGGAAUGUUUUAGAGACGACAAACUAAUAUGGGAUAAGAUUAAAAGAGCAAUUCAUUAGCUUAGUUGAAUGGGUUUUUGAUUAACUAGACAUGCACUAUAUACCGCAAGAAUACAAAAUGAUAGGAGUAGCAAUUAUAGUAGUUAGUCCCUGCGUGUUGAUGAUAAUUAUAUCUAUUUGCCAUGCAGCAAAGAUUUUUAAGGCUGGUGGUCAAACUAAUAAAAAGAAUAUUCAUUCAGAUAAAGCUGAAAAUAAUUAGGCAGCUGAUGGCAAAUAAAACCAAAAUAAUUUAAACAAUAAAUAAAAGACUGAAUGA